AUGAGACCCCCGCCACCGCCAAGAAGAUCACUGGAGCUAUCAGCGGCAUCCCAAGAAGCUGAAUUUGGCCUCGUCCACCUCUCUCCGUCGCUCUCCUCCCCUCCCCCCAACAGACAAACGACAUGCGUUUCGCACACCUGCCGCUGGUGGCCCUACUCUGGCUCCAAAGAGUUCGAGGCCAACGCCGCCAUGGUCAUAAUCAUCCUCCUCUCUGCCCUCAUUUGUGCUUUGGGCCUCAACGCCGCCAUCCGCUGCUUCCUCCGCGGCGGCGGGAGCGACGACAACAACAGCCCACGAGACAACGACGAUAACAGUCAUCUUCCGCAGACCCAGCAAGAAUUGGUUCAAGCUCAGCAGAAGAGCAAUGUGGCGGGAGUUUCGUGCCUGGAGGGGGCGCCGGAGCUGUUCUACUCGGCGGAGAUGAAGGCGAGGCUGGCGGGGGCGGAGGCGGAGUGCGCCAUUUGCUUGUCGGAGUUUGUGGAAGGGGAAGGGAUCAGAGUGCUGGGGAGGUGCAAACAUGGCUUCCAUACUCACUGCAUACAGGAGUGGCUGUCUUCUCACUCCUCUUGUCCCACGUGCCGCCGCACGUGCCUUCCUCCGUCGCCGCCUACAUCGCCACCACAACCCACCACGGAAAAUAGUUCCCAGCAAAUUCCCGCGCCGGAAAGCGGUCCAUAG
This is a messenger RNA of Prunus armeniaca (apricot), 678 nucleotides long. The record is from the annotation of a GenBank genome assembly. NCBI's taxonomy places the organism in Eukaryota, Viridiplantae, Streptophyta, Magnoliopsida, Rosales, Rosaceae.